AUCUAUAAAUGUUUACACAAGGUAGUAGUCAUUAGCACUCAACUUAAACUCUUUUAGUAACAAUGGUUUCUUCUUCUUUAACCAAGCUUGUGUUCUUUGGUUGUCUCCUCCUGCUCACAUUCACGGACAACCUUGUGGCUGGAAAAUCUGGCAAAGUGAAGCUCAAUCUUUACUACGAAUCACUUUGUCCCGGUUGUCAGGAAUUCAUCGUCGAUGACCUAGGUAAAAUCUUUGACUACGAUCUCUACACAAUCACUGAUCUCAAGCUGUUUCCAUUUGGUAAUGCCGAACUCUCCGAUAAUCUGACUGUCACUUGCCAGCAUGGUGAAGAGGAAUGCAAACUAAACGCCCUUGAAGCUUGCGCAUUAAGAACUUGGCCCGAUCAGAAAUCACAAUACUCGUUCAUACGGUGCGUCGAAAGCGAUACGAAAGGCUGGGAAUCAUGUGUUAAAAACUCUGGACGUGAGAAAGCAAUCAAUGAUUGUUACAAUGGUGAUCUUUCUAGAAAGCUGAUACUUGGGUACGCAACCAAAACCAAGAAUUUGAAGCCGCCACAUGAAUACGUACCAUGGGUCACACUCAACGGCAAGCCACUCGAUGACAGCGUACAAAGUACGGAUGAUCUCGUAGCUCAAAUCUGCAAUGCAUACAAAGGAAAGACUACUCUCCCAAAAGUUUGCAAUUCAUCCGCCUCAAUGUCUAAGUCGCCUGAGAGGAAAUGGAAGCUUCAAGUCUCUUAUGCCAAUAAAGCUACCAAUUAUUAAGUUAACUAUCAAACUUCGUAUUGAACUAAGAUGGAUUUAAGCUUUAUGUUAUAAGUGGAAUGAUGAAUAAAGGCCUGUUCUAAACUUUUAUGGUUACGAAUUGAUGUAUUAAAAAAGAACAUGAAAAACGCCUGAACUGAACUACAAGUAUUUUAUAUGACGUCUUAUCGACGAAAGUGUUAUGUAACUCGGUUUAUCAACCACACUUUUUUUUUUUUAACUUCUUUUUGGGACAUGACUUGAGUCGCAAAAAGUUAAAAUCACGGACGAAAACAGAGAAGCAUAAGAGCUUGAACCCAGUUGGAGUCCAAAAGAAAACACCAUGAAACGUAAAGUGUAUAAUGUAA
Molecule: messenger RNA, 1111 nt
Organism: Arabidopsis thaliana (thale cress)
Lineage: Eukaryota; Viridiplantae; Streptophyta; Magnoliopsida; Brassicales; Brassicaceae
Gene: GILT
Product: Gamma interferon responsive lysosomal thiol (GILT) reductase family protein
Exons: 5
Coding region: 63-764 (233 amino acids)
Cellular component (GO): extracellular region; lysosome
Molecular function (GO): oxidoreductase activity, acting on a sulfur group of donors, disulfide as acceptor
Source: RefSeq, marked reviewed